This is a messenger RNA of Striga asiatica, 1056 nucleotides long. Lineage: Eukaryota; Viridiplantae; Streptophyta; Magnoliopsida; Lamiales; Orobanchaceae. The record is from the annotation of a GenBank genome assembly.
AUGCAAAGAGAGUUGGCAGACAGUGGAGACAAUAUCUGUACAAAAGAAGGAAAAAGCCAUGGCUCAAGUCACCUUUGCCUUCAUCGGACAGGUCCGAUAAAAUGCAUUCAUCCAUGUACGGAAAAAUCUCUGUACAAAAAGAGUGGACUCUUUGCCUUCUUCAUGAUCGUCGACUUGUCGGACGUGCUCGGCUACACCACCGGAGCCGCUGGCAGCCUCCAUUGCUGCCUCCCAUUCGCGGCGGCAACAGACGCGUGCAAAGAGAGCUGCACGCACAUCAAAACGUGCUUCAUUUUGCACGUCGGGCUCGUUGGGCUGGUCGUGGGCUCCGUGGCGGGCAUCGUCGGGGAGGAGACGCUCGACUCGUUUGACCUCGACUACGUCUGUGAGACGGGCGUGCCCCGUCAUCGUGAUCGCGGCCCGGAGCACGUUGCGGCAGAUGUGGGUGCUGUAAAUAGUGACAGAGUCACGGUACAUGGGGAGCGUGGCAAAAUCGUUGGAUAUGCACCUGGCGGACUGUUGGCUAGUCCGUAUCAUCUUGCCAGAAUAUGGGCUUGCCUUGAUGUGAACAGAGAUGGGGAAAUACAAUCCCUUUUGGGCCGCGGUUUCUUCCUUUCAUCAAUGGAGAGUAAGAGAAAAGAAACAAAAACAAGGAAGGAGUGGUGUCACUGCCAAAAAAGAAAAGGGCCCAAUUCCCCAAUCUCCUUUGUGGCUGAGUCCAAAACUGGGUCCCAAUUUGGGCCCAGUAAAGUUGAGUACAUCACCUUCCUCGCAUUUACAUCUUAUCUACAUACACUGAAGAGAAAGCGGAAGGUGGGCCCAAAACCCAUCGCCGUUCAUUCGCGGCACCUUACGGCGCCCGCCACGUUACAGGCCCAAACAAUAUUUAAGGGCCUUAUAUGGGCCCACGGGCCGUGGUGUAGGCUUCUGCAUGGUUGUAUGCCAUGUUCGACAGAGACUUGCUUUUCUAUGAAGGACACGUGUGCGACAGCCACUGAUACGUGGACACGUGGUCGAGAUCCGGCAGCUGUAGCUGCAUAUCCUAGAUUUUUAUCU